Messenger RNA from Urocitellus parryii (Arctic ground squirrel), 2370 nucleotides. It is a transcript of the gene Rgs14, whose product is annotated as regulator of G protein signaling 14. The record is from RefSeq and is a predicted model, not a curated record. Gene Ontology annotation, cellular component: nucleus; cytoplasm; plasma membrane. Gene Ontology annotation, molecular function: microtubule binding; G-protein alpha-subunit binding; GTPase activator activity. Gene Ontology annotation, biological process: regulation of G protein-coupled receptor signaling pathway; signal transduction; cell division. Lineage: Eukaryota; Metazoa; Chordata; Mammalia; Rodentia; Sciuridae.
GCCGGGCUGUCUCUGACGCCUGCCUGCCACUGUGCAAGCUCUGGCCGGCACUGCCCACAGUCCCCAUGGUGGGCGGCCCCCGCAGCAGGGACCUGUGAUCAGCAGCGGCAUGCCAGGGAAGCCCAAGCACCUGGGCGUCCCCAACGGGCGCAUGGUUCCGGCUGUCUCAGAUGGAGAGCUGAGCAGCACAGCGGGGUCCCAGGGACAGGGUGAGGGCAGAGGCAGCUCCCUCAGCAUCCACAGCCUCCCCAGUGGCCCCAGCAGCCCCUUCCCCACUGAGGAGCAGCCUGUGGCCAGCUGGGCCCUAUCCUUCGAGCGGCUGCUGCAAGACCCACUGGGCCUGGCUUACUUCACAGAGUUCCUGAAGAAGGAGUUCAGCGCGGAAAACGUGACUUUCUGGAAGGCCUGCGAGCGCUUCCAGCAGAUCCCAGCCAGCGACACCCAGCAGCUAGCCCAGGAAGCCCGCAACAUCUACCAGGAGUUUCUAUCCAGCCAGGCAUUGAGUCCCGUGAAUAUCGACCGGCAGGCCUGGCUCGGCGAGGAGGUGCUGGCCCAACCCCGGCCGGAUAUGUUUCGGGCACAGCAGCUUCAGAUCUUCAACUUGAUGAAGUUCGACAGCUACGCCCGCUUUGUCAAAUCUCCGCUGUACCGCGAGUGCCUCCUGGCCGAGGCGGAGGGGCGCCCCCUGCGGGAACCUGGCUCCUCGCGCCUCGGCAGCCCUGACACCACGAGGAAGAAGCCGAAACUGAAACCUGGGAAGUCGCUGCCUUUGGGCGUGGAGGAGCUGGGGCACCUGCCACUAGCUGAGGGUCCUGGUGGCCGCCCGCUCCGCAAGUCUUUCCGUAAAGAGCUAUCUGGAGGGGUCGCAAACUCAGCCUUACGCCGAGAGUCUCAGGGCUCCCUCAAUUCCUCCGCCAGUCUGGACCUCGGCUUCCUUGCCUUUGUCAGCAGCAAAUCUGAGAGCCACCGGAAGAGCCUUGGGAGCACCGAGGGAGACAGUGAAAGCCGGCCAGGGAAGUACUGCUGUGUGUACCUGCCUGAUGGCACAGCAUCCUUGGCCUUGGCCCGACCUGGCCUCACUAUCCGAGACAUGCUGGCAGGCAUCUGUGAGAAACGAGGCCUCUCUCUACCUGACAUCAAGGUCUACCUGGUGGGCAACGAGCAGAAGGCCCUCGUCCUGGAUCAGGAUUGCACUGUGCUGGCGGACCAGGAAGUGCGGCUGGAGAACAGGAUCACUUUCGAGCUUGAGCUGGCAGCACUAGAGCGCGUCGUGCGAAUCUCGGCCAAGCCCACCAAGCGGCUGGAGGAGGCGCUGCACCCCAUCCUGGCUAAGCACGGCCUGAGCCUAGAACAGGUGGAACUGCACCGGGCAGGAGAGAAGGAGCCGAUGGAUCUGGGGAAGCUAGUGAGCUCAGUGGCGGCCCAGAGACUGGUUUUGGAUGCUCCUCCAGGUGGAAAGAUCCGUGAAACCCGAAACACAUCCCCCUGCCACAGCCAGGGAUGUCCUCCUAGAGCCCAGGAAAAGGCUUCUCAUCCCUCUCCAACGUCCCCCAGUUCACUGGCAGAGGCACCUAGUAGUUCUACUGGGAAACGGCAAACUUGUGAUAUUGAAGGCCUGGUGGAGCUGCUGAACCGGGUGCAGAGCAGCGGGGCCCAUGAUCAGAGGGGCCUUCUUCGAAAAGAGGACCUAGUGCUUCCAGAAUUUCUGCAGCUGCCUGUUCAAGGGCCCAGCUCCCAGAAGGCCCCACCACAAACUGAAUCAUCUGUCCAGCCCAAGGAGGGGCCCUCAGACUCUACUGUCCACCCAGCCCUCUGACACCUGUGUAAGAGUCCAGGCUGGCUGCAUGGCGCCUGGUGGGCCAAGCAUGUUAUGAGUCCGCUUUGCAUGCCCUGUCUGUGCCAUGGGUGUCCCUGGCCUCUUCCUGCUAUGGGCAGGCCCAAGCAAGAAGAGCCAGGAGUGGGUAGAAAGGAGACUCAGAGGAGCCAUACCCACAGCUGCCAUUACCUGGUCUCUCACAGGCUCAUUCAACCAUCUUUUGCAGCCAGGUCACUGGGGGGAAGGUGGGUAUGGCCCCUUGGUGUGGUUGUGCCCAACACAGAGGGACGGCUUUGGCAGUGCCAGCCUCCCCAGCCUGUGCCAAGUUUUAGCAGUGGGAAAAAGGAGGGGCUGGCCCCUUCUUAAGGAGUUGGUAUAAGUGAGGCCUGGGGGUGCAGGUGGGCAGCCCCUUCCUCCACCUGCAUAGACUCUACUGGACAUAUGGAUUUUGCAGUUGGCUUGGGGCAGCUGGGUUUGUCCUGGAUAUAUGAUAUUGUUAUUAUAAUAAUAAUUAUUAUUAUUCUACCAUGAGGUCUGUUCCUUGUGUGCCAGUC